AUGGCAUCGCACACCAAGAAGGAAGACCUUUAAGCUUCAAACUAGGAAUCUCCUAUUAUUUUCCAGCUUAAUUUUUAUCUAAAUGGAGAUAUGAGUGUGAGUAUACUUAUAAUUGUAAUUGAUUACUAGUUUGAAUUUGAGAAUAAAAACUACUUGAUUGUGAGUGGAAAUGAUGCUUAGUUGCAUAUCUAUAGAAUAGAAUUAGACAAUGAGACUUCAGAGAUAAUAAUUUCAGACGCAAUUUCAUAAUUCUUUAAAAGUGGUAAAUGUGAAUUUGAUUCAGAUGUGCUGCACAUUCAUGUUGACAAUGUCAAUAGCAGCCUUUGUCUCAUAGCAAUUGCAACUGAAUUCGGCUAGAUUAAAGUGUUUGAAGUGAAGAAUAAAACUAGAAGAAAUCGAUAUGCAACUUAAUCAGAAUUUAGAGAAUUCUUUAGUGGGAAUAUAUCCUCAAACAUCUGCAAGAUCCAGUUGUUUCUUACUGAGACUUAGAAUAAUGCUUGUGAUUAGCCAGAUACAGCAACUUAAAAUGAAUUUAUAGAUCAGCCAAUACCCAGAAAGUCUAAAGAUUUUUUCGGAUUAGACAAUGAGCAAAGCGAAAGUGAGCCUGAAAUAUUUACUCAAGCAGCAAUGCCUCGACGCAGAAGACAUAGCUUGAGUCACUAAAAAAGUCAACUUCUAAUUGAUGAUAAAAAGCAAGAAGAAUCCCAUAAUAAAAUGACUCCUUUGCAUUCAAGAAGAAGAAGUCAAGACUUGAGAAUGGAUAAGUUACAAGAUGCAAUGUUUAAUCCAAACUCCAGCUAUAAAAUGAACUUGUUAGUUACUACAAACUAUGGCUAUAACAUAGUCUAUCAUGAUAUUACGAAUAGAUAAUUUGAAUUAAUGACCUUACUACCGCUUCUGAAAAAUAAAUAAGAUCUUGCUGCUGCUUGUGAAGUCUUGGAUUUUGAUUUAGAUAUUGAAAGGGAAAGCUUUAAUAUCGUUUUAGGGUUAUAUAGUCAAUAUCUAGUCAGAUACUGUGAGAAGAGAUGUGCAACUGAUAAUGAGGGGAAUGAUUCUACACCUAGAUAAAACUAAGAUGGAAUUAAUUAUGAGAUAAGAGAUGCGAUGUAUCUUGAUCAUCCAAUUAUGGCUAUUAGCAAGGGUGAUAUUUUUAAUAUUGGGAUUUAUUAUAUGAUUGUUGUAACUUAAGGAAGUCUAUGGGUUAUAGGACCUAAGGUAUUAGAAAAGGUUUUAUCGUAUUUAUAAUGA
This is a messenger RNA of Stylonychia lemnae, 1248 nucleotides long. The record is from the annotation of a GenBank genome assembly. Lineage: Eukaryota; Ciliophora; Spirotrichea; Sporadotrichida; Oxytrichidae.